Kuraishia capsulata CBS 1993 is the source of this 1329-nucleotide messenger RNA. RefSeq lists its product as uncharacterized. Gene Ontology annotation, cellular component: cytoplasm. Gene Ontology annotation, biological process: methylation. Bases 1 to 1329 code for a protein of 442 amino acids. Gene Ontology annotation, molecular function: nucleic acid binding. The transcript has a single exon. NCBI's taxonomy places the organism in Eukaryota, Fungi, Ascomycota, Pichiomycetes, Pichiales, Pichiaceae. The record is from RefSeq and is a predicted model, not a curated record.
AUGAAACAGUACCUCAUAUACCUGGCGCAGUCUCAUCCUGGAUUCAGAAAGGCAGAGCUCGAGUCUCUCGCUGUCUUGGAGAAUAUUGAGUUAGAUCUCGCCGACUACACCGACGAGUCACCUUUCUUAGUGGUGAGGCUACAGAACGACGAUGAAGCAUACCGAUUGGUCCACAGGAGCAUUCUCUGUAGGGGAAUUUAUGAGCUCUGGGGACAUGGUGAUGAUCUCCAGUCGCUUCAUGACAGUAUACGCUUGACCAGUCAGCCGCACUGGGCUGAAUAUCUCCACAAGUCAUUCAAAUUCGAGAUCAUAGGAUACCAGGGAAAGAAGAAGACAACAAAAGAACAGGUCGCUCUUAUCGAGACUUUUGAGUAUCUUGGAUUUGAGGGUGUUAUUGAUAUGAAAACGCCAGAAGUCCGGUUUACGGUUCUGGAGAAAUAUCACAUUGAAGGGGGUGGCCCCACGGCUCAGCCCGACCAUGUCUGGUUUGGUCGUGAGAUCUGUGUCAGUGCGAGAGUUAGAGGAGCUGUUGACGAGUACGACCUCAAGAAGAGACCUUAUCAUGGAACUACAUCUUUUGAUGCUGAGCUUUCCCUCGUGAGUUGCAAUCUUGCGCACUGUUCUCGAGGGAAGGUGAUGUACGACCCGUUCGUGGGAACCGGUUCUUUUCUGGUAGCGGGGGCAUAUUUUGGCUCUUCGGUUUUUGGAUCCGAUAUAGACAUAAGGCCUCUUCAUGGAAAAGAUUCCAAAACAAAAAACAUACAUGCCAAUUUCGAGAAAUACGGGACCACGCAUCUGUUUGGUGAUGUGCUGACCAUGGACUUCACCAAUAACGCGCUCAGAGAUACCUUCCAAAUCGAUUGCAUAGUUUGUGAUCCACCCUACGGUGUUAGAGAAGGACUCAAAGUAUGUGGAACCAAGAAUGAAGCCAAGGCGGAGGGAAAGGAGAAUCUUAUCAUUAACGGCGAAAAGGCUUUCUUGAGAAAGGACUACAUCCAGCCCAAAAAACCGUACGAACUGGAUCUUUUGCUUGACGAUUUGCUUCGGUUUGCAGCUCAAAAACUUCCCAUUGGCGGAAGACUGUGUUUCUGGAUGCCCACAGCGAACGAUGAGCUAAUUCCUACGCUGAUACCGCAUCACGAGAACUUGGAGCUGAUCUAUUCGUUGGUUCAGGACUUCAAUAAAUGGUCGAGAAGGUUGCUGGUUUAUGUUAAGCGUGAUGAAAACUAUAAGGGGAUUACUAUGAGCAAAAAGGACCGCUCUGGAGUGAAUAAUUUCAGGGAUCGAUAUUUCAGUGGGUUUAGACCAGAAGUGGAGACGGAGAAAUAG